CAGAGGCUUCUUAUUUGCUCUAAUGUAUGUCUCAAGAACCAAUCCACGAAGUAAAGGGGAUUUUGGGGGUAACAAAAUUUAGGUCACGCUUUCUUCUCGGUAAAGAUCGGAAGUCGUGUCCUCGGGUGCCUUCGGCAUCAAUCGGAUUUCCAUCAUGGCGGAAGAGCGUGCGGAUUUCGGGGAGGUACGCACUCCUUCGCCAUCAGAAAUGGACGUCACCGGGUCGAACGGUCAAUCAUUGGGUGCUGAUGACACUAUGUCAUCAUUUGAGACGCAAAAGCACCAAAAUUUGAACGGAGAGAAAGGGAUUGUGGAACAAGAUGAGCCCAGCACUGACUCUGGGGGGCCCACUGCAGGGAAAGGGGAGGUUCUGGUGCCAAGUGAGAAACUUGAAAAUGAUACCAUGGAUGCUUCAGGUAAUGUCAGUGUUGCCUUGGCAACCGGGGAUGAUGAAGAUGAGCCAAUGGAAGCUGAUGAAGAUGGUUCUAGUGCUGAGCCCAGGAAUGGUCAUAAUAAUGUAGAACUCAGUGCAGAGCUAGAUGCAUCUUCAGCAAUGCAAUCAGAACAUGACAAAGACACAGACAGUCACAUUGAGCCAGAAACCAAUGAAGUAACUGAAGAGGAAUCAUCACUUGAUCAUGUUUCCCACAAUACAAAUGUAGAUAUAACAGAUGUACAGGAAGCAACCAGUAGUCAAAACAGACAAACAGGAAGCCAGGCAGACAAUAGCAUCAGUGGUAACAUUCCAGUAGUAGAAGCAGGUGGUGCUGAAAAUAGUUCAUUUGAGGUCAUCAGUGAUGAGGAAAUUUCAAAAACAAGGCCAGUAGAAUGUUUUGACUCGAAUAUACCAACAGACCUUGUAGGAGAAUAUGAUUCCGGUAUACAGCAGCCAGUCACCCCUCCAACCCCCCUCCAAGAUGAGGAUGCCCCAACCCCCUUACAAGAUGAGGCAAUGGACACAGAGGAACUUGACGAUCAAGUAGUAGAUACCAGUUCUACAGGCCCCUCUGUAGAUAACACUCACAUGCAAGAAGUGGCAAAUGAAGACACGUUCUCUUCCCAAGACACUGAUGCUCAGGCGAUCUCUACAGAAGAAGGCUCUGAAGAACAGCCUGCUGAAACUACAGAGGAAGACUCCAAAGAACGGCCUGCUCAAAUCACAGAGGAAGACUCUGAAGAACAGCCUGCUCAAACCAUAGAGGACUCUCCCACACCUGCCUUAGGCCUUGUUACGUAUCCUGACUCAGAAGAAGAUGGUCAGUCAGAAAAAGAGGAAACUGAGGACACCAAAGCCGACCAGUCCCAGGAAGAAGGUGAAACACCUGAACUAGCAGAAGAAAGAACAUCAUCUGAUAAAGAGGAAGAAAUCAUGAAUGAGGAGCCAAUUGAGACUGCAGCCAACUUACCUCCUGAUCAGGUUGCAACUGAUACUGAUUUGCCAGUAAGUCAGGAGAACAAAGAGGAAAAUGACAUAGAAGGGUCUAUAACUUCUCAUCACAUAGCAACAGAGGAGGAAAAAACAGAGGAUGCUGCAAAACCUGACUCUCAGGAAGACUCCGAAGCACUGCCAACUAUCCUGAAGGCUUUUGCCAGCUCAGACUUACCAAUAGAACCAGAUGAACAAAUGGAGGAGGAUGGUCCACAGGAUAAAGAUGAUGUACAGCAGGAUACAGAGGGGACGCAGACAGAAGAGAUACUUAAUGAACAGAAGGAUGCAGAGCAGACAGAAGAGCUACCUGAUGAGGAAGAACCUAGUGAGAAAGAAGCAGAAGAACCUCAGGUUGAAAACACAGAGCAAACAGUAGAAAUCCAGAAAAGUGGGUCAGAUGAAAAAGAAGCUGAUGGUCAAGAGGACAAAGAAGAUGAGACUGGAAGAGAUGGACCAGAACAAGCAGCAGUGUCUGUUUCUGAGACGACAGCAACCUCAAAUUCAUCCAAAAAGCAGAAAGACACAGGAGAUGAUGACUGGGACAUCAUUGAUGUGACAGAUGAGGUCAAAGGUGAGCCUGACAUCAUCACCAUUGAUGAUGAUGAAGAUGCAGAAACUGAAACUACAAAGGAUGCAGGAUCAAACAAAUCCAAGAUGGAUGCAAAUAAAGAUGGGCAAGGAACAAGUACUGAGACAGGAGGCUCUUCAGACAUCAGAGCUGAGCAGCAGUAUCCCUGUCUUGCUGCAGAAUUGCAGCGCGGGGAGGACUCAGACGCCACAGGGAAGGGAUCUGCUUCAUCCGAGAAGAAAGCUCGAGUGCCGCCUUUGCUGCCAUACCAGAGGUUCUGUAAGAGGAAACUUGAGGAUGUGCAGAAGGAGAAUCCUGCCAUGAGCUUGACUGAGUUGGCUGCAGCCCUCUUCAAGAUGUGGAAGGAACUGGACGACAAAAGCAAGCAGAUUUACAAGGACUGCUACUACUCUGAGAAGAAGGUAUAUGAGGAGGACACAACACUUAGCACUGUUAAGGAGAUAAAGGAAGAGCCGGUAGAUGAAGAUACCAUAGAGGCAUUCCUUAAAGAGAUGCAGGGUGAGGACCAGACAGAUGUCCAGCUGGAUGAAGCUGAGGCUUCUCUGGAGGCUAUUCAACAUGAGACAGAAAAAGAACUAAAGUGUUUUGCCCAGGACACCAUGAAUGAGCUCCUGGGGAUGUUUGGUUACGAUGGUGUAGAUGAGGACGAGGCCAGUACCCUCCAGAUUAGCUCCAGUUUCGUGCCUACACCACCAGCCCCACCCCCUGAGCCUGCUGCUGCACAAGGGGAGGGGGUCACUGUCACCUCAGGCUCCUGUAUGUGGUGUAAGAAGAAAAGUACAGCACUGGACUUUGUUCUUAAGAUGCAGGAUGGGAAAACGCAAGCUUACUGUACAGCUGAGUGUUUGGCACGAGGAAAGGUCGCCAACGCUCGCCUCACCCCCAAAUCGCUGGCAGAGAAGGUCAGCAAUGCAGCACAUCAGCGGUGUUUCUUCUGCCACCGGCUGUUCAGACGUGGCCAGGACAAAACGUUUCCUACACGAGAUGGCAACAAAAUCUUCUGUACCGAGCAGUGUGCUGAUUCAUAUGACAGGAGCAAGCUUGCAAAAACCUGUGAACAGUGCAAGAAGAGUGUUUCUGGUGACAAAGUCAUGAAGUGCAAUGGAAACCACUUCUGCUCACAGAUCUGCGUAACGGCACAUCAGAAAUCCCAGUCCCGCCGGAACCGCGUGUGCGACAACUGCAAACGACCGGGAACGGCCUCUCAGAACUACCACAUGGCAGUUCCAGGGGGCCAGCCCAACAAGGUGUUCUGCAGUCAGGGCUGUCUGCAGAUGUUCCAGAAGAGAGCUAAACCCUGCACCAACUGUAAGGACCUGCGAUCUGACCAGACUGUCAUCGCCCAAGUGGACGGGGGAGACUUCAAGGAGUUCUGUAGCUCAGAGUGUGUCAUCAAGUAUGAGGAGAAGAAAUCUAAGAUGUCGGAGCCUGGGAAGUGCUGGAUCUGUAAGAGCACUACUAGGGUCAAACAUGAAGUCAACUACCAGGGUACUGUGUACCGGCUCUGCACAGACAAAUGCUUCCAGAUGUUCCGUGUGGCCCACAAUCUGAGCAUGAACUGCUGCGACCAGUGUAACCAGUACAUCUACAACCAGGACGGGCCGGCACCUCAGAGCAUGCAGUACGAGGGGCAGAUGAAACGCUUCUGUUCCACCAUCUGUGUCAACACCUUCAAACAGAAGAACAGGAAGUCCGUCAUUUGCGGCUGGUGUAAGCUGGCCAAGAGUAACUUUGACAUGAUCGAGCGAGUGGACACAGGCGGCAAAGUCACCAUGUUCUGCUCCAUCAACUGUCUCUCUUCAUUCCGCCUGAAGCAGAACAUGGAUGUAGGGAAGAGCACCCCCUGUAACUUCUGUGGGAAGACUGCCCUGCCUCAGUACCACCUCACCAUGAGUGAUGCCAGCAUACGUAACUUCUGCUCCUACUCCUGUGUCAUGAACUUCCAGCAGGGCUUCAGUACCAAGGUGCCAGUUCCCCAGCCACCAAAACCCCCAACAGGCCCACACCUCACCUGUCCCCAGUGCAAGCGUUGGUUCAACAACAGACCUGAGACAUUUGAGUACAAGGGGAACCCCAUGGCCUUUUGCAGUAAGGGAUGUAGUGAGGACUUCAAGAAGGCAAACUCUGUUGUGUGUGAGUGUGACUACUGCCACCAGGAGAAGAUCCUUUAUGAGUCCACCGUUUUCUCUGGAAGCACCAAGAACUUUUGCAGUGAGGGCUGCAAGCUGCUCUUCAAGCAGGACUUUGCCAAGAAGCUGGGACUGAGGUGUAUUGUGUGUGACUACUGUGCCCAGACUUGCAGGAAGGGUCCAACCAAGACAGUCGAGGGGAAACAGCUGCACUUCUGCAGUAACGACUGUAAGGAGAAGUACACCAUGUGGUACUUUGGGGUGGCCAGAUGUGACGGGUGUAAGAGACAGGGGAAGCUAGCGGAGAAGUUUGUGUGGCGAGGAGAGAUGAAGCGUGUGUGUAACCAGACCUGCCUGCUCCAGUUCUACAUGCAGCAGAACUUCCCCAACAUGUCCACUCAGAAGGGACCAGAGAACACCUCCUUAGGGGGAACAUCCCAGCAGACAUCAACUCCCAUCAUUUCAUCAGUGAUGUCACUGGCAGGUGGACCACAAGCAGUGGUGGAGACACCCAAGCCAUCCCACAGCUACGGCACCCGGACAGCAACCGGCUCCAAACCAGUUCAGACUUCACCCAGACAACCCCCUCCUCUGCAGCAGAUGCCGCAGCAAUCUCAGCCACAGGUGGUGGUACAGCAGGCCCCUGCCCCACCUCCCAAGCAACUGAGGAACAAGUCCCUGCAGUGUCGACCCUUCAUGCAGACCAAGGCCACGUCCUGCAGGCCUCACACAACAUCUAAGGGCACAUCUACAGAUGAUGACUGGAAGCCCAAACUUGUGGUGGUUCCCAUACCAGUCCCCAUCUUUGUCCCUGUCCCCAUGAUGAUGUAUAAUAACCCUGUCCCCCACCCCGUCCCCAUGCCCCUGCCCGUCCCUGUGCCCAUGUGGAUCCCCACCCUGGCACACAACACUGACCAGAUCCUCAAGACCAUGGAAGACAUCAAGGAGAAGAUUCCCUCCAACCCAUUUGAAGCUGACAUCCUGCUGAUGGCAGAGAUGGUGGCUGGGGAGGAUGAGCAGGCCAAGAAGGAGGAGAAGGAAGCAGAGGUGGGGAAGGAGGACAGCUCUGAGGAUGGGGACAUCCCAGACUCACUGGCUGCAUUGAAAGAUGCGGUACCAGACACGGACCUGUCCCUGGAGGAUGCCGCCUCCGUCAUCCCGUCCAACCUACUGGGGCACGACGUCCUCGCCAUGGCCGAGAAAAUGAGCGGGAUUUUUGAUGAGCCUCUACUUGAUUUGGAGAAUGACCUGGCAUUAGAGCAAUCAUCAGAUAGCCUGUCUACUAUCGAUGACUCCUCCAUUGCGACUCCACGGAGGGGCAAGCAGCGCAGCAAGGGUGCCAGGUCUAGGAGAGGCCGACCGAGGAAGCGGCAGGCUGUUGAGGCCCGUGCUGCGUCGCCUGCUCCACUUGGUGUUGCUGACGGCAUGCACCUCAAGCACACCUACGGGGUCAACGCCUUCCGCCACUGGGCCAUACAGAGGAAUACUGCACAGGCAGACAUGAAGGGAGGAGGGAGGAUGAAGGAGGAUAUCCUGCAGAUGAAUGCGUACGAGAUGAACUUUGCCCUCUCACAGUUUGUACAAGAAGUCCGCAAGCCCAAUGGAGAGGAGUAUGCAGCAGACAGUGUCUUGUACCUCUGUCUAGGUCUGCAGCAGUACCUGUAUGAGAAUGGCAGGAUAGACAACAUCUUCACUGACGUGUACUACAUGCAGUUUGUGGACAGUCUGCAUGGUCUGCUGCAACAGUACCUCACCAGGGUCAGCCUGGAGGGCAUCAUUCCUUGGAGGAUUGAAGAGGAGAUCCUGUGGGAGUGUAAACAGCUGGGUGCCCACUCUCCGUUUGUCCUGCUCAACACCCUGCUGUACUUCAACACCAAACACUUCCUGCUGCGCACCCCUGAGGAACACAUGAAGCUGUCCUUCUCUCACAUCAUGAAGCACUGGAAGAAACACCCGUCAGGGAAGCCUAACCAGCGCAGUGUGUACCUCAGGUUCUACCAGCCACCCAAUCAGAAAGAGGUGUCAGGAAAGAGGAAGCGAGAUGACUCCCCUGUGCUGGAGAUACCUGAGAACACUGAGAUCCCCCUUAGGUGUCCUGUCAAGCUGUACGAGUUCUACCUGUCCAAGUGUCCGGAAGGGAUGAAAGGCCGUCAGGACGCAUUUUACCUUGUUCCUGAGCGCUCGUGUGUCCCCGACUCCCCCCUGUGGUACUCCCGACAGUCCCUGCCUGAAGACCUGGCCGGCAGGAUGCUGACCCGUAUCCUGAUGGUGAAGGACAUUCAAAAUGCUCUACAGGAGGCUGAGGAAGACUGAUCAUACUCUCAUUUCUCCCAAGCUUGACCCAGAAAGUGCACGGAAUCGGAAUGACCUGUUUUACCUGCUGCCUGAGCGGUCGUGUGUGCCUGACAGCCCGCUGUGGUACUCAACCAUGCCUGCCGACAACAGUCUCAUGGAGAAGAUGCUGACACGAAACCUGCUGGUGAAGGAGGUUUGUGAGAUCCAUGAAGAGGCA
Molecule: messenger RNA, 6659 nt
Organism: Branchiostoma floridae (Florida lancelet)
Lineage: Eukaryota; Metazoa; Chordata; Leptocardii; Amphioxiformes; Branchiostomatidae
Product: zinc finger MYM-type protein 4-like
Exons: 33
Coding region: 155-6460 (2101 amino acids)
Molecular function (GO): zinc ion binding
Source: RefSeq, a predicted model, not a curated record